Molecule: messenger RNA, 816 nt
Organism: Yamadazyma jaroonii
Lineage: Eukaryota; Fungi; Ascomycota; Pichiomycetes; Serinales; Debaryomycetaceae
Source: the annotation of a GenBank genome assembly
AUGAUCGGUGAAGCAACAAGAGGAUCUCAUAAUAUAUCAUUGGGAGGAAAGCACCCUCAUCAAAUCCCAAAAUUCGAAAAUCCUGUCGAUCAUAGGAAAUGGGUUUUGGAACAUACUGCAGGUGCUUUCAGGUUUUUUGGAUUAAAACAAUUUGAUGAAGGUGAAGCAGGUCAUAUUUCUGUAAGGGAUCCAAUUGAUCCUGAUACUUUUUGGAUCAACCCUUUAGGUAAACAUUUCAAUUUAAUUCAAGUUAGUGAUUUAGUACAUAUUAAUAAUAAGGGAGAAAUCUUACCUGACGGGAAUCAACAUCCUGUCAAUUCAGCUGGUUUUCUGAUCCACAGAGCUUUACACGAAUCGAGACCAGAUAUCAACGCUGCAUGUCAUGCUCAUUCAGUUUAUGGUAAAGCUUGGAGUACUUUUGGUAAACCAAUUGAAAUGUUAAACCAAGAUGCUUGUAUUUUUUACAAGAAACAUGUAGUAUAUAAUCAAUUUGGAGGAGUUGCAAUCGAUGGUGAGGAAGGUGAAAGAAUUGCUGAAGCUUUAGGUGAAGAUAGUAAUGCUGCAAUCUUACAAAAUCAUGGAUUAUUGACUGUGGGAGAAACUGUGGAUCAAGCCGCGUACUUAUUUUCUCUUUUGGAAAGAACUUGUGAAUGCCAAUUAUUGGUAGAAAGUACUAACUUACCUAAGAACAUCAUUCCCGAUAAGGAAGCUGAAUACACAGCUUUCAUGACUCAAGAUCCUGAAACCAUGUUCGGCUCUUUCCAACCAUAUUAUGAUUAUUUAUUGAAAUCCACCGGAGGUGACUUUUUGAGGUAG